AUGAGUCAGUUAGAAAAGGGAUAUGGAGAGGUUUCAACAGCCAUAACAAAACAUGGAGAGGACUGGCACAGACAAAUCGACAAACUUGUCCAGAAACUUAAAGCUGAAGUUGAUGAGAUGAAAAACACACAGCUACAAAUUCUACAGAAACAUCUGGAUGAAAUAAACAAGACAAUGUGUGACAUCAAGGAAGAAAUCGAUUCACUUGAUGUUGCUGUGGAAUCUAAUGACUUGUCAAAACUAUUUAAACUUGCAUUCAGUGUAGAGAGAUAUAGAAAUCUUCCACAAAAAGUUCUGCCAUCUUUACCUACAUUCACGCCAUGCAAAAUCAAAGGACAAGAUCUUAGGAUAUCAGAUGAACAUGGCUACAGCAUGAAGACAGCACAGAAAUCACCAGAAGAUGGGUCCUCUCCUCCAGUCAAACAGCUGCUUGAUAAACCAGAGACUGUCACCACCAUAGACACUGGGUAUGAUGAUUACCUUUACAAUGUGGCCUGUCUGAGUGAUGAAGAAAUCUGGACAAGUGGAGGUGACAGCACCAUGAAACUCUACAGCAUCAAUCAGGGAUCACUACUCAAGUCAAUCACAACUAAGUAG
Messenger RNA from Saccostrea cuccullata (small rock oyster), 597 nucleotides. RefSeq lists its product as uncharacterized. The transcript is spliced from 2 exons. NCBI's taxonomy places the organism in Eukaryota, Metazoa, Mollusca, Bivalvia, Ostreida, Ostreidae. The coding region runs from base 1 to 597 and encodes 198 amino acids. The record is from RefSeq and is a predicted model, not a curated record.